CAUAGGCUGCCUUCGCGUUCUCAAUCUCCCAGGAUUUGGAAGCCGCUUCUGGCGGGAAAUUGCUUCCUUUGGGCGUGCAGUCAAAGCCGUGCGGGGACGGAGGUCCGAAUUAAAGGGAAUCGAAGUACGUCUGAAUCUUUUGCAGCCUCUCAUUACAAGGCAAGGUGGUUCUUCCUCAGUAGAGAAGUGCCAGUGUUUUUCAAAGCGAGAGCCCGGCACCAUGAACUUCAGAAUCACCGGGAUCCAAGGUAAAUGACUGUAAAGAAAACCAAAACAUUCCCUACGUGUCUCUGAAACCAAUACCGACGACAGUUUUAGAAAAAACUGUUAAGGUUCACCUGGCUGCCUUUUCACUCAGUAGUGACAAGCUAGACCAAUUUAAGCGCCCCAAAUCCCUGUUAGAAAAGAAUUCUAACGAUGUGCCGCUGUGUAAGAAGACUGAAAUAAAGAAAUCUGGCAGAGGGAUUUUAACUCCAAAGAUGGAAGCCACAUCUUCCAGGGCAGAAUCCACUCUGCAAAAGUCGUCCUUAGAUGUUCAUCCUGAAAGUAACACGGGACAGCACAAGAGCACUUUGGAUGCAGUGAUGGUCAGUGCUGAUAUGGAGAGCAGUCAGGAUGGAGACAGCAAUGAAGAUACCACACCAGGCCUGGAUGAUUUUUCAGGAUUGUCAUCAUACGAAAAGAAGAGACUAAAGAACAUUUCAGAAAAUGCAAACUUUUUUGCUUCCCUUCAGUUGUCUGAGUCAGCUGCAAGACUCCGUGAAAUGAUAAAGAAGAGGCAGCCUUCUGAAUCCAAGAGAAAGAAGCCUAAGAAGAGAGAAAAUGACGGGACUGGUUGCAGAAGGUCCAUGCGAUUACUAAAAGUAGACCCUUCAGAAGUUUCAUUACCAGCAACUCCACCCCAGCCGGCAUUCGUAGCAGAUGAAAAUCCUUUGUUACCUCCUGGGCCGUUAGAAAUGACUCCUGAAAAUCGAGAUGAUAACGAUGAACUAUUUAAAGGAUUUCUACAGACUUGGGAAGAAAUGAGCAAGGCAGGUAGUAAGAAUACUAAGGAGUUACCUAGCCUGAAAAGCUACAAAGCCAAUGUAAGCCGCAUGGUCAUUAGUGAAGAGACUGUUUGUAAAGUGACCAAAGGCUCUGUGCUGUCUCUGGCUCUCCACCCAUCCGAAACUAGAACUUUGGUGGCAGCUGGAGCCAAAUAUGGGCAGAUUGGACUUUGGGAUGUGACCCACCAACCUAAAGAAGAGGGCGUUUAUGUUUUUCAUCCCCAUAGUCAGCCAGUGAGCUGUGUUUACUUUUCACCCGCCAAUCCGGCCCACAUACUGUCUCUGAGCUAUGAUGGCACGGUACGCUGUGGAGAUUUUUCCAGAGCUGUUUUUGAAGAGGUAUAUAGAAAUGAAAGCAGUACCUUCUCUUCCUUUGACUUCUUGGCAGAAGACGCCUCCACUUUAGUUGUAGGACACUGGGAUGGAAGUAUGUCUCUAGUGGACAGACGGACACCUGGGACUUCUUACGAGAAACUUAGCAAGUUUUCUUUGGAAAAAAUAAGAACUGUUCAUGUCCACCCAGUGCAUAGACAGUAUUUCGUUACUGCGGGACUGAGGGAUAUUCAUAUUUAUGAUGCAAGAAGCCUUACUCCCAGGGGAAGCCAGCCUUUGAUUGCUUUGACUGAACAUACGAAGAGCGUUGCCUCUGCCUAUUUUUCACCUAUAACUGGUAACAGAUUGGUGACCACAUGUGCUGAUAGUAAUCUGAGAAUCUUUGACAGCAGCUGUAUAGCCUCUCAGCUUCCUCUCCUCACCACAAUCAGGCAUAACACCAACACUGGGCGCUGGCUGACCAGGUUCCGAGCUGUGUGGGACCCUAAACAAGAAGACUGCAUCAUAGUUGGCAGCAUGGCUUACCCACGGCGGGUAGAGAUCUUCCACGAGACAGGAAAGCGGCUGCAUUCUUUUCUCAGUGUAGAAUAUCUCGCCUCUGUGUGUUCCAUCAAUGCCAUGCACCCAGUGCGCUAUAUUCUGGCUGGAGGUAAUUCCAGCGGGAAGAUACAUGUUUUUAUGAAUUAAGAAAGCAUCUGAGUUUUUAGGUUAGUGGCACUGAUUUGUUCAAGUUAAUCGCUGUCUAAGGAACCCAGAAAGAGAAAGUUGAAUUCAUGUGGCUUAGCCUGUUUACUUGGUAAUAUGUCAUAUUUAGCAAAUAUAAAAUUGCUUUAUUAUUGAGAACAUUCCAAUGAGCAGAAUAUACUUUUAGUAAAGGGAGAAGCCUCGGAGGUUGUUUUCUACAGGUUGGGGAGGGCAUUUGAGGGGAGCUGAGAUGCCUACUCAGGCAGUAGGUUGAGAAGUUCUAAGAUUAUAAAUUAUAAAGCUUUGAAUGGUCAAUAUUAAAAGUUUUUGUGAUCGAAUAAUAUGGUUUUGAAUGUAUAGUGAGAUUUAGAUUUGUGGUUUAUAGUUUGGAGUGAAUAUUUAUUUCUAGACUUACACAAUUCGAAGGGGUACUGAAAAGUCAUCUAAUUCAGUGAUUUUGAAACUUAAUUUUUUUUUAACCCAGAACUCCCUUUUUUUUCUGCCUCUAAAUAAAAUCUUAUGUGAAAUCCCAUGAUAAUUGCUGAGUAGCUUUGGGUGACAUGGGGCAGGAGGGCCUGGGUCUGUGUGCUGGGCCUUUCCCUUCCCCCCUUCUCUGGACAGUUCCUGAGACACCGCCAAGGAAUCCUGGGCUCCUAGGCACACACUGUGGAUCUCCCUUACCCUGAAUUCCAAAAGGGACUGCUCUCAGACUAGUGUCUUCCUAACAGUGGGUGGCAGUCAUUAACAAGAAAUCAGUGUUAAUGGCCAAGAGCCGAGUUUGAAAAAAUGAAAAGGAAAUAGUGAAGAACAGAAACCAUAAUUAGAAUCAGUAUUGUUUUGUGAAACUGAGUUACAUAUGCAUAUAUAUGUAGGCAUAACUGUGUGUGUUUAUGUUUAUUCUGAUGUAAAUGUGUUUCUUUAUUACUGUGGUAUUGUGGGUCAGGGUUAAAGAAGUGAAAGCCUUAGCUGCCCCUUUCUUUAAACUCUCCAGAGGGGAUUCAGUCACUUGUUAAGUGAAUACUUUCAUUCUUACUCAUAUUUUGGGGAAAUGUUAUGAAAUAUGACUUUGGGCAUGUCUUCAUCGAGCAGUUUUCUUUUCAGAAGUUAUGGUGAUUUGAAUGCGGUUGUUGUUGGGACGGGGAGCUGCUACAUCACUUGACUAACAUUACCACGUGACGUUACCUGUCCACCUCUCUUCAUUGUUCUUCAUUGCCAAAGCCACUAUUGAAGGAUUACGGUAAAUAGCUUUGGCAAUAUGUAUGAAUUUUAAAAAGAAAUAUUAUUUUCUCAUAAUUGUAUAUAAAAAAUAAAGUGACACCUGUAAUUGCCUUGAGGAACAAUUUUCUAAACAAUUUCUUUUUCUGCGAUCUAAGUAUUUUAAAGGCUUAGUUUUUUAAUAGGUUGUGGGUGUUUAUAAGGAAUUUGUUGUUUAGUGCCAUCGAGUCGAUUCCAACUCAUAGUGACCCCAUGUGACAGAGAAGAACUGCCCCAUAGGGUUUCCUAGGCUGUCAUUUUUACAGGAGCAGAUCGCCAGUCUUUCUCCUGUGAAGCCACUGGGCGGGUUUGAACUGCCAACCUUUCAGUUAGCAGCCAAGCGCUUAACCAUUAUGCCAGCAGGGCUCCUUUUUAUAGGGAAUGGAAUUUUUCAUUUUCUGGGUGAUACAAGCACAGGAAUUGAUAAGCGAGAUGGAAACACUAAUUUUUGAAGUGGAAAAUAAAGCUGAGUGAGGUUGGAUUAUAUUUAAACUGUGCAGGGAACAGUAAGGGAAGCCUUUCGCUGCCCUAACAACACCACUUAUUUUCACAGGUUCCAGUGGCUAGUUCUAUGGGAAUUGUUCUUUCUUCAGAUGCUGAAAACUCCUCUCAGUCAAAUUACUACCAUCAUUUAAGCUUUGAAUACUUGGCGGUAAUUGCCUGGCUUCUGCAGUAAACUUGAGCAAAUUCUGGACAUUUCUCACUUCUGUGGUUUCUCUGGCCAUUGUAGCUUCAAAAGCUAUGUCAUUUAUAUCCAAUUCCAGGAAAUAGAGUUAUGUCUGCUUGAGGCAUCGCAGGAAGGAAAUUACAAUUACUCCUUAUAAUGGAGUAAUUGUUUAAAUCUAGAAAGCACAAAAAGGAAAAUUAUCUCCCUUAGGACAUCCUUAACUGUAAUCUGUAGUGAAAGGUACUUCCUCCCAGACUCCUUUAAAGCUUCGGGAUCAACCUUUUUUGUAAGUCUGAACUGUGUCAUCUCUCUUAAGCACAUAAGCUCUGAAUUCCACUUGAGUUAUUUCUUUGAGAUGCCUAGCCUUUUUUUAAUGUGACUUCAAGGAGGAAGGAGACUGUUCUCAUUUUGGGUAGACAGAGACUUGGUCAGACUAGGAGAGAGUGUAAAUCAUUAGGAAUUAAUAGAAUCUAAGUUGCUUUAAAUCCUAUUUUUGUAUUCUGACCUUUGAGUUUCCUUUCCACAGAGAAGACUUUUCAAAGGCAGUUCCCCAGGAAAGCAGGGAGCUUCAGGGCUGUGGAUACAGAGAAUUUAAAUCCUUUUUAGUCAGCACACAGUACAGGGGGGCGGAAGAGGGACACCUGUGCCUUCUCUGUCAAACCCGAAAGGAAGAAAUAUACGCCCUCUAAUGGCAGAUUGGAGCCCUGGUGGCACAGUGGUUAACAGCUUGGCUGCUAACCAAAAAG
Trichechus manatus latirostris (Florida manatee) is the source of this 4730-nucleotide messenger RNA. RefSeq names its product WD repeat domain 76 (gene WDR76). Lineage: Eukaryota; Metazoa; Chordata; Mammalia; Sirenia; Trichechidae. Gene Ontology annotation, molecular function: DNA binding; protein binding. Gene Ontology annotation, cellular component: nucleus. The transcript is spliced from 14 exons. The coding region runs from base 480 to 2066 and encodes 528 amino acids. The record is from RefSeq and is a predicted model, not a curated record. Gene Ontology annotation, biological process: regulation of DNA damage checkpoint.